AUGCUGAACAUGCAAAACAAGAACAGCAGACAUUUUGUUAAAUGGAUCCCAAACAACGUCAAGACCGCCAUCUGCGACAUCCCUCCCAGAGGUCUCAAGAUGGCCGCCACAUUCAUCUGCAACAGCACCGCCAUUCAAGAGCUGUUCAAGCGCAUCUCUGAGCAGUUCACUGCCAUGUUCAGGCACAAGGCUUUCCUCUAUUGGUACACAGGAGAAGGUAUGGAUGAGAUGGAGUUCACAGAGGCUGAGAGCAACAUGAAUGAUCUCGUGUCUGAGUACCAGCAGUACCAGGAUGCUACUGCUGAAAAGGAGGGAGAGUUUGAAGAGGAGGGAGAGGAGGACCUGGCCUAAAUUUGCUGUUAUGAAGUUUAAAUGUUUGUCGUACAUUUCUGUUUUUCCAAGUUCUGAUGUACGUGUUCCAGUUCUCAUUUACUUUUCUAUGGCGAUGCCUCGGUAACGAAGCAUAGUGCUCAAAUGUUCAUCGCUG
Nothobranchius furzeri (turquoise killifish) is the source of this 487-nucleotide messenger RNA. Its product is annotated as tubulin beta chain. Gene Ontology annotation, biological process: mitotic cell cycle; microtubule cytoskeleton organization. Gene Ontology annotation, cellular component: microtubule; cytoplasm. The record is from RefSeq and is a predicted model, not a curated record. Gene Ontology annotation, molecular function: GTPase activity; GTP binding; structural constituent of cytoskeleton. NCBI's taxonomy places the organism in Eukaryota, Metazoa, Chordata, Actinopteri, Cyprinodontiformes, Nothobranchiidae.